Messenger RNA from Pseudo-nitzschia multistriata, 1242 nucleotides. NCBI's taxonomy places the organism in Eukaryota, Bacillariophyta, Bacillariophyceae, Bacillariales, Bacillariaceae. The record is from the annotation of a GenBank genome assembly.
UACCCGGCCGUCGUCCUUCAGCAGAAAYCCACAUUCUUCAGGAACUUCCGAAGGAGCCAACCGUCGAAGCAAUCGAGAUGGUGCACAAUYCCGCGUGGGCAACCACCCCCUCAAAACCGGCGACGACGAUGCCCUCCUCCCGUCAAGCUACACGCUUGCGAUGCGCCCUGGGACGUUUUCACAGGCCUUUGAUUCGAUUGACGGCUCGGAAAACUUUCGCAGGGCAUCCGACUCUUUCGAGGAUCCAAAGAAAAAGAAGCAGACCUUCCGAUUGGCGAAAGUUCCGAAAGAGGGGAAACGACAACAGAAGCUGACGUCCAAGAAAAAAGCGAAAUCAAGUAACACCGAAAGCAAGAAAACCUUGCCAUUGUCUUCAUCUCUGUCCAAUAGAGACGGGGCAGCGGGAACUGGGGGUCGGCAGGAGCAUCAAACUUCUAAAAGCAGAGGCAACGACGAUUCUGAAGAACAAAGCAUCAAUGCGAAUGCCGAGACAACCGGUAAUUCCAACGGCAACAAAGACGAUCUUCGUGUGCACCACACCAUGUUGCAGCCACAUGUUCUAUACGUUAGUAUCCGGCAGAAGGGCAACUCGAUCCUCCCUCUGAUACGAAACGUCCCAAUCGCCUACAGCCCAAUGGUUCCCGAUUACAUCCUGGGGCCCACGGUGUGCGCCCUUUUUUUGAGCAUUAAAUACCACAAGUUAUAUCCCCGYUAUAUCUACCGGCGACUCUCUGAGCUCCGCGACGAUUUUAAGCUGCGUAUYCUACUGGUUCUCGUGGAUGUCGACGACAAUUCCAAUUCCCUGCUUCAGCUGAAUACAUUCGGUGUCCAGAACCAGCUGACCCUGAUCCUUUGCUGGAGCGAGCUUGAGGCCGCCCGGUACCUGGAAACCUACAAGGUUCGGGAGGGGAAGGAUGCUGGGUGCAUUCAAAAGAGGGAAUCAACCAACCCCAUUGACCAGGCAGCAGAUUUCCUUUGUGCCACAACCAACGGGCGCAUCAACAAGACGGAUGCCGGGAACCUCUGGGCGCAGUUUUCMACAAUAGGGGGGAUUGCUUCCGCCACCAGCGACGAGCUUGCACUGGUGCCUGGGAUGGGACCACUUAAGGUGAAGCGCCUACACGAAGCCUUCCACAAGCCAUUUUCGUCAAAGCGGACUAGACUAAAACAGAAGAAGCGAUUAGAACAACUGAGUGGCAAUUGAUUAUGAGUACCUGCACAAAAUAACAUGUAGAAUUGGUU